This is a messenger RNA of Malus domestica (apple), 2537 nucleotides long. Lineage: Eukaryota; Viridiplantae; Streptophyta; Magnoliopsida; Rosales; Rosaceae. The record is from RefSeq and is a predicted model, not a curated record.
CCAUUCUCAAAAAGUAGGCUCCGCACCAUUCACAAAAAAGCAAAGCUUCACCAAGGAAGAAUAUGGAUACUGUAUUCAUUGAUACCGAUAGUGAUGAAGAAAAUAAUCAGAAAGAAGAUCCAAUCAUUGAUAUAGAAAGUGAUGAAGAAAAUAAUAGAGAAGAAGAUCCAGUCAUUGUGAAUCGAACGGAGAAUUUCGAUGACAUUUUCGUGGGAAAAGUUGUACUAAAUGAAAAGGAAGCUUAUGAUCUCUACAACAACUAUGCUACGACAUUUGGAUUCAGUGUUCGUAAGGGACAAAAGAGAUAUAAUAGAAAGAAUCAACUAAGACAAGUUUGUUAUCUUUGUUCAAAAGAAGGUUUUAAGGUAGAUGGUGACCCGUCAGAAGCAAGCAAUUCUUAUAAACUAGAGACAAGAACAGGAUGCAAAGCUGGAAUUCGAUUUGCAGUACAAACGGAUGGUACGUUGAAAGUUGCUCAAUUUUUUUCUCAACACAAUCACGAGCUUGCUAAACCAGAAAAGAGGCAGUUUUUUAGAUCAAAUAGAAAAGUUUCUGAAGCCCAAUUGGGUGUGAUUAAAACCAUGGCAGCUGCAGGAAUAAGAACUACAAAUACAUAUUCUUAUUUAGUAGAAGAAGCUGGUGGGUCUCAGAAUGUAGGUUUUACACAAAGAGAUUGCUACAAUGUUGUGAAUAAGGAAAAAAUGGUCAUGUUUGAAGCAGGGGAUGCUCAAAGUUUGAUCAACCUUUUCAAGCACAAGCAAGCAGGAGAUCAUAUGUUCUUUUACACUGUGCAAGUGGAUCAAGAAAAUCGAAUGACAAACUUUUUUUGGAGAGAUGGAAGGUCGCGACUUGACUAUGAGUGCUUUGGGGAUGUUGUAGUAUUUGAUACUACAUAUCGUACCAAUAGGUAUAACAUGAUUUGUGCUCGUUUUGUCGGCGUUAAUCACCAUUGGAAAAAUGUAUUGUUUGGUUGUGCAUUUUUACUGGAUGAGAAAACAGAAACGUUUACUUGGUUAUUUGAUACUUUUUUGGAAUCAAUGGGAGGUCAAAAGCCAAAGACAAUUUUUACUAAUCAGUGUCAAGCUAUGGCAAAUGGCAUUGAAAAAGUUUUUUCUGGGGUAUGUCAUCGUUUAUGCUCGUGGCACAUUUCUCAGAAUUGUGAAAAAAAUAUGUCAAGUCUCUAUGCGAACCCUGAUUUUAGACGUUUGUUCAAUAAAUGUCUUAAAUAUUGUGAGACGGAAUUGGAAUUCCGGUCGACUUGGGAUGAGCUAGUUGCAGAAGUCAACCUUACAGGGUGCUCACGGAUGUGCUCACGGAUGAAUAUGUUGUAUGCGCUUCGUGCCAAAUGGUGUCCGUCAUUUAGCCAUGAUACUUUCACAUGUCGGAUACAAUCUUCACAAAGAAGUGAGAGCACGAAUAAUGUUUUCCACCAAAUUUCUACCAAGACAAUGAGACUUAUUGAAUUUGUGCAUCAUUAUGAUAAACAAGCAGCAAAAAUGCGUACAAGUGAAUCAGAAGAGUCUUAUCGUUGCAAUCAGGGUCUCCCUUCUCGAGUUGCCCAAAUGAGUGGAAUUUUGAAGCAUGCUACUACUGUCUACACUAGGAAAAUGUUUAAAAUAUUUGAAAAAGAGUUUUUGAAUAGCUUAGCAGUGACAAUGCAUGAAUAUGAGAGUUGUGGUACAAUACACUCUUUUGAACUUAAUGAGGAGGGUCACACAAGAGUUUACCUUGUCCAACUUAACUCAUCAGAUGACACGGUUUCUUGUAGCUGCAAAAUGUAUGAGUCCAUGGGUUUGUUGUGUCGUCAUGCUCUAAGGGUACUAAACAUCAAAUCUUGGACAGAAAUACCUUCACAACAUAUAUUGAAGCGUUGGACAAAAGAUGCAAAGAAAGGAUUGCAUGCAAAUGAGCAUAGUCAAUUAUUGCAGGUAAAAGGUGAACCAUCUGUUACAUUGCGUCGAAAUGCUUUGAUGCGAAUGGCUUAUAAUAUAUUGAGUAAGGGAGCAGAGUCCGAAAGUGCUACUAGAGUUGCCAUGAAAAAAUUGGGAGAGAUGGAGGAAUUGAUUGAAAAGGAUAUGAUCAAGUCAAAGGGUGAAGUUAAUAAAGAGAGCAAUGAUAACAAUGAUGAUGAUUGUAAUGCAAAUGGUUGCUCAGUUGAUGAGCCACCAAUAUUGAAUCCUCCGUUGGUAAGGCCGAAAGGAGUAAGCAAUGCCAGAUUAAAAAAUGCUAUGGAGAAACGAAAAAAAAAGGCAUCUAAAGAUACUGUCUCAUCUGGGAAAACCAAGAAGCCAAGCAAUAUAGGCCCUUCACAUAGUUCAACACCAUAUGAUUCAAAUUUUCUUCAACAACUCAGUGUACCCACUAGUACAAAUGUUACGCAAGUUUACCCAACUAUGAGCUUGUUAACAAAAAAUAGUCAUGCAUUGCCUCCAUCAAACCAAGUCUUCCCAGCUGUUAGCUUGUUAACAACAAACAAUCAUGCAUUGCCUCCAUAUAACCAAGUGGAAGAUGAUAUGUUUUGGGUUGGAAACCUUUAA